This is a messenger RNA of Necator americanus (New World hookworm), 1404 nucleotides long. RefSeq lists its product as uncharacterized. Gene Ontology annotation, molecular function: excitatory extracellular ligand-gated monoatomic ion channel activity; transmembrane signaling receptor activity; transmitter-gated monoatomic ion channel activity involved in regulation of postsynaptic membrane potential. Lineage: Eukaryota; Metazoa; Nematoda; Chromadorea; Rhabditida; Ancylostomatidae. The coding region runs from base 1 to 1404 and encodes 467 amino acids. The record is from RefSeq and is a predicted model, not a curated record. Gene Ontology annotation, cellular component: synapse; plasma membrane; neuron projection. The transcript has 13 exons. Gene Ontology annotation, biological process: signal transduction; nervous system process; chloride transmembrane transport.
AUGAGAUAUUCUUUGAUGAAUCAUCCUGCUUGGGUGAUGGUUUCAUUUCUCUCGGAAUUGCUCGUUACAUAUGGAAUGGGCAAAUCCAUUGAUCAAUGUGCCAAUGAUACUGACAUAAUCAACAGUUUGCUCAAGGAAUCUUAUAAUAAGCAUUAUAUUCCCUCUCAUCCCACGCAAGUUCGGGUGGAUAUGUGGGUGCAAGAGGUGACGGCAGUAUCUGAACUCACUCAGGAUUUCGAGAUCGACCUUUAUAUCAACGAGUUCUGGGAAGAUCCAGCAUUAGUAUUCGAUUACAUGAAUCCGUGCAAGGCAAACAUCUCAUUCGACGACAAAGUGCUUCAAAAAUUAUGGAUUCCCAACACUUGCUUCAUCAAUUCGAAAAAUGCUGCCAUCCAUGAAUCGCCGUUCAGGAACGUUUUUCUUAUGGUAUUUGGAAACGGGACUUUGUGGACGAAUUAUCGUAUGAAGCUGACGGGACCGUGUGACAUGAACCUCAAGAGGUUUCCUUUCGAUCAACAGAAGUGUUUUCUCACUUUCGAAUCGUACAAUUACAACACAGGUGAAGUACGGAUGCAGUGGAAUCAGCCGUAUCCUGUUAUGCUUCUGAAACCGAUUCAGCUGCCGGACUUCGAACUGGUGAACUUCAGCGUCAUCGCUGUCGAGCAGAUGUAUCCGGCAGGGUGGUGGGAUGAACUGACAGUUGCGUUCGUUUUUAAACGACGUUACGGGUGGUACAUACUACAAGGCUACAUCCCUACCAUGGUAACAAUCGUGAUCUCUUGGAUCUCUUUCUAUUUAGGACCGAGAGCUAUACCUGCACGGACAAUGUUGGGUGUGAAUUCGUUAUUAGCAAUGACUUUUCAAUUCGGCAACAUUAUCAGGAAUCUUCCACGGGUAUCUUAUGUGAAAGCAAUUGACGUCUGGAUGCUAAGUGGUAUGCUGUUCAUUUUCCUUUCCCUGCUGGAGCUGGCAGUUGUUGGAUUCAUGUCGAGGAACGAAGGGCUACCUCCAAAAGCGAAAAAGAAACGAAAACGAGAGGAGUCGGAUGAUGAAUUUUCCUGGAAAGGAAUUCAGACGAGUCCUCAUCUAGAGUUACGACAGUUCUGGGUUGACAAGCGCAUCAACUCAGUCCGUAACAGCACAGAUGCGCUUCCGCAAUUUCCUACUGACGGGCCGCCAAUAGUGGAGGCGCCUUACCCCCCGUUACAUCGUAGUCGUCCUAGGCGCAAUGUUUUUACAUCAGUUCGGAAAUGGUGGAAGAGUAUUCCACCUCUGCGUCCUGAAGUUGUCGAUUUCUACAGUGCCAUAUUCUUCCCCACUGCGUAUUGUAUGUUCAAUGUGACUUACUGGGGAUACUAUUUGUCUAGUCUUUCCGCUGUCGAUGACGAUACUGUGCCCGUUUGA